UAGUGCAGAGACAAAUGAGCCUAAGCAACAUUCAGCAUGUCCUUAAAAGGUAUUUGUAGCUCAGGCAGGGCAGCUUUUGGUUGUCAACUCAAAAAGGGAGUGAAAGUGGGUUCUCAGAUGCACACAUUUAGACAGAAGAACUGGAUGAGACCAACUGGAGUGAAGAGUCAGCGGCAGGGUUCUGACAGCGGCGCACGGUGCGAGGAUCCCUCUGACGUCACGGGAGCACCAUCACAUGAGCCCAUAAUGCUGGCAAUAAGGAGAGGUGAUGUACAGACAGUGACUGAACUUGCAACAUCAAUAUCAUGCAUCAAAACCCACAGUGCAGAAGAAGACUGGACAGCCCUACAUGAAGCAGCAUACCAUGGGAAAGCUGCCUGUUUAAAAGCUCUGCUUAAAGGUAAACCCACUUCAGUAGAUAAGCGCACUCUCCAGGAGCAAACUGCUCUUCUAAUUGCAACUAAUGGGAAGCACCUGGACUGUGUGAGGUGUCUUCUGGAGGCAGGUGCAGACCCAGAUAUCAGCAAUAAAAACAAAGAGACACCACUUUAUAAAGCUUGUGAAAAAGAGAGCAUUGAUAUAGUGAAGGUGAUCCUGGCAUUUGGAGGUUCAGUAAACCAGCGCUGCCAUCGUGGCUGGACCGCUCUCCAUGAAGCAGCGACACGGGGAAACACACAGCUCUGUGAGAUUCUCCUACAAGCCAGAGCUGUCAUUGAUGCCACCAAUGCUUAUGGCAUCACGCCACUCAUACAGGCAGCUCGGCAUGGGCGGACAAAUAUUGUGAACUUCCUCAUUAGUAAAGGUGCUGGUGUGAACCUACAAUCAUGUGAAGGGACUACGGCUCUAAGUGAAGCCUGUAAACAUGGCCAUACAGACACAGUGGAGUUUUUGCUCAGACACCAUGCAGAUGCAAACAAAGGCUCCAAAACUGGACUUCUGCCUGUGCACUUUGCUGCCCAGCAUGGCCAUGAAGAGAUUGUGUCCUUACUGCUGCCUGUCACUAGCCGUUCAAAGUUACGACAAAGUGGCAUCACUCCUCUUCAUCUAGCAGCUGAGUUCAACAAGGAAAAUGUUGUAAAAUUUUUGAUUAAGUCAGGCUGUGAUGUGAACGCAAUGCUGUCCCGUGAACGCUCAUCCAUGUUUCAUGAUCACCGCAGCACAUCUCUGUACUGUGCUGUUACAGCUGGUAAUGGAGGAGUUGUGGACUUGUUGCUCAAAGCUGGUGCAAACCCCAACUUGGACCUCAGCCCACUUCUAGUCGCCCUACGCAAAGGCUGUUUUAGGACUAUAUCCACACUGGUGAAACAUGGUGCAGAUGUUAAUGCUCAUGUACCAGCUCAUCCCACUGAUUUUCCAGGAGUGCUGUUGUAUACCCAUAGCAUGGAGAUUUUACAGUAUUUGCUGGACAAUGGAUGUGAGGCACAGGAGUGUUUCAGGUGUGACCAUACAGACACCAGGCAAACUUCAAGCCAAAGCAGAAGUGAGGACACUGGCCAGAGGACUCACUCAAUAAUGGGAGAAAUAUUUCCAUCGCAAACAGUUUGUACAGAAUCAACAAUCAGAAAUCUUCAGUUUUGUGAGUGGAUUUCCUCUGUGAGCCAUAUGGCUGCACCUUUGAUCAGCUUGCUGCUAGAUUAUGUUGGAAAUGUCCGAUUGUGUUGUAGAGUCAUUGAACAAUUAAAAAGCAAAGAAGAGUGGGCUGCAAUUAAGGUAAAAGCAUCAUCUCCUCGUCCACUGAUGCAUCUGUGCAGACUGAAGGUUCGUGAGCAAGUUGGUGCCCAAAGACUGACAUUUUUAAAUACUCUUCCACUACCAGGCAGAUUGCUCCACUAUCUGUACUGUUCACAGGACAGCAAUACUGAAUAUACAGUCCUUAACCUCGGGUGAACUCAAACAUAAUUUGCAAGUUACUUGAGAUUUCUAAUUCAACUUUGUGAGAAGUUUGUAUCAAUCAUGCCUUUACAUGGUUGUGCACAGUUUAUCUAUUUAUAAGAAGAGAAGAGAGAGAACAUUUUAGGUACUUCUAAUUUAUGAUGGUGUAAUAUACAAUUGAAAGUAACCAUUAUCCACAACAAACACAAAGUGACAAUUAUUUACAUACUUUGUACUCAUUACACUGGAACAGAGAAGCUGAACAAGCUUCAUGUGGGUUGUGACUGAAAUAUGUACACGUAAUGUAAAUUUUCUUUACUGAAAGUUUUGUUUUUAACAUGUGAUACGUCUGUGGUCAGGGGUUGGUAGUUUUUAUCAUAUCAUAGGCCCUACUUCAAGCCAAAAUGUUCUUUCUCAGUGAAGUGCAUUAAUUAUACAGGAGGAAUGAAAAGAAGCCUGCUUGCUCUGAAAUGUUAAUAUGAAUAUAUUUGUGUGGAAGUUCUGUGCUGGUAAGGUAUAACAUGACUACAAUGUAAGAUGUGUGAAGAGGAUGUACAUGAAGCCAAACAAUGAACUGUGAAAAAAAACAUUGGUAUUAAAAUAAUAUUUUUAA
Molecule: messenger RNA, 2485 nt
Organism: Silurus meridionalis
Lineage: Eukaryota; Metazoa; Chordata; Actinopteri; Siluriformes; Siluridae
Gene: asb2b
Product: ankyrin repeat and SOCS box containing 2b
Biological process (GO): intracellular signal transduction
Molecular function (GO): protein binding
Source: RefSeq, a predicted model, not a curated record